AUGCCUACCCAACACGUCGACCCGAGCUCCGACGAGCUGCUCCAGACCGUGGCAAAUACCCUGCUCAAGGCGCGCAAAGUGGUCGUGGUAACUGGUGCUGGCAUCAGUACCAAUUCAGGCAUUCCGGAUUUUCGAUCUGAGAAUGGUCUCUACUCUCUGAUUCAGGCUCAUUUCGAGCUAGCACGCAAUAACGCAUCCCCAGACACUACUUCACAGGGAGACAGCGAUACGAAUGAAGGCGACAACGAACGCGAUUUUCAAGAGGGACCUGCUCCCAAGCGGAGAAGGCUUUCUUGCGACCCCAUCAUUUUCAACAGACAGGAGCGAGCAGACCAGAAAGAAACCGAGGACGCCGUGGCCUUGGACGAACCUGCCGAGAUCCCAGUUCAAGACGACGUCAAACCUCCGACCGAUGACGACCUCAACCUCCCCUCCUCCCCCACCCGAACGACAGGAAAUGCGAUCCAAAUAUCUACGCCCAAAGCCAUGCGCACGCCCGAUCGUGCGGAAAUGCCGACGACCUCGCCGCUCUCCUCGCCACCCCUUGAGGACAUUGUCCUUCCCACAUCGCCUGGACCUAUCAUCCAGACUCGUUCACUUCGGUCGCGUCGUGAUCUUUUAAAUAUCGCCAUUCCCGCCAGCUCAUCACCCCUCUCCUCACCGCCACCUAUACUAUUUGAACCGCACCCUCCCUCUCCUUCCAUCACUAGCUCGAGCCGAAGGAGCAGUACGUCACAAUGCGAAAUGGACUUGAACUCCCACUCGCUCAGCGCCUCUCAGUCUUCUUCUGGCCGCAACAGCUUACCUAACAUGAAGGGGAAAGAUCUCUUUGACGCCUCGAUAUGGUCGGAUCCCCUCAGAACAUCAGUCUUUUAUACCUUUGCGACAUCCCUCAGACAGAAGGUCAAGGAUUGCGAACCUACCAGCUCACAUCGGUUCAUUAGCCACCUGAGAGACCGGAAAAAGCUCGUCCGAUGCUACACCCAGAACAUUGACCGAAUUGAAGAGAAGGUUGGACUUUCUACCAGUCUUGAGGAGGGCCCAGGAAGUCGUGGUCGAUUCUCUCGACGCUCAACGGCCAAUGGGGCCCAGCUAAGCAAAAUGGUGGAAGAUGCUGCUGCUGAACCCCCGACCCCAGUUGGCGAGAGCCAUCCUUCGCUCUCGACCCAGCAUCCGGCAGACGAGACAGAGACACCCAAGACUCCCGUCACAGAGUCGGAAGCAUCUGUUGGCGACCAACCCAAGGCUCCUCCCAAGCUGGAAACACUCCGGUCAUCUGGUGUGGAGUGCGUCUUUCUUCACGGGUCUUUAGAAAGCCUGAGGUGCUUCCUUUGCGGGCGCGUAACAUGUUGGGAUGGUAUUCGAGAGUCAGAAACCAUGUCCGGCCAGCAGCCUGAGUGCCCUCACUGUGUUGGAGCGACGGCUGCCAGGGAAGAGCGAGGGAAGAGGGCGCUCGGUGUCGGUAAACUCAGACCUGACAUUGUCCUGUAUGGCGAGGAGCACCCCAACGCGCAUCUCAUAAGCCCAAUUGUCACACAUGACCUGUCCUUGUGUCCGGACAUGCUCCUGAUUUUGGGGACAAGUUUGCGCGUGCAUGGCCUAAAGAUACUGGUUCGUGAAUUUGCAAAGUCUAUUCACAGCCGGGGCGGCACGGUCGUGUUUGUCAACUUCACCAAGCCGCCAGAGAGUUCGUGGGGAGACAUCAUCGACUACUGGGUGCAAUGGGAUUGUGAUGCAUGGGUCUCCGACCUCCAGAACCGUGUCCCAAAGCUCUGGGAGGAGCCCAAGGAGAAGCAGCCGGCCAAAAACCCCAUGGCACUGCGCGAUACCAAGGUGACUGGCGCAUAUUGGACACAGAAGAUCAUCGGCGAGCUCCGACGAAUAACAGAGUUCCACGAUCCUUCCACACCACGAUCCUCAUCGCCAAUAUCUGAUACUGUGAUGGCCGAAAUGUCGAUCACGGUUGAAUCGAAUCUGCACCAGCAACAAGAGACUGAAGAGACAAUCGCUGUCCAAGCAUCUGGCGCCGCAACGCCAUCGCCACCACCUUCGGAGCCAGCGCCGCUUAUGCCACCUCCACCUCCACAGCCCGAGCCACUACCCAAGGCAUCAGCGAAGCCUAGUGCUGCCCAGAAUGCUCUAAGGUUAAGGCCCAGACGGACACGGAAAUCCGCACCGGCCGCUAUGGAGCGUGCAGAGAAGAAGAAGCCACCCUCAACACUGAAUCCAAACCAUGGCAGGGCCCUCAAACAGGAGCCAGAGCCGGAACAAGUGGCAGGACCAGUGCUGGAACAAGUGCUAGAUCAAGUGCUAGAACCAGGGCCGGAGAAUAUGGUGAUGGAGUUUAAUCAACCCACAGUCCUGGUGCAGCCGCUCAAGAUAGAGGCACCGCCGCCUGCCAGCAGCUCAAUUUUGAACUCGGUCAAAGCAAACCCUCGCCUGCGCAAGCGCAAGAAGAUCUACGGCGAGGAAGAGGUCCUGUCGUCUCCUCCUCAGAACUUGGCCGGUGGAAGCGAAGACAGCAGCAGGAGGAGCAGCACCGGCAGCAGGCCUGCCCCCAAGUCUGAACCAGCGCUCACACUGCCGCCGCUGAGAGUGAUAGACGCUGCCUCACCUGAACAGCUCGACCGGAGACCUCGGCCACUGGAACCUCAGAGCCCACCCCAAGGCCCUCAGCUCACCCUCCACGCGAAUGUUAGACAACUGCGAUCACAAUCACUGGCCAUCCAGGAAGCGAUGAUUAAGAACCAGACACAAAUUAAACCUGCCCGAGGCCAGUGGAGCGAUCAGCAGCAAAAUUGGAUGGGUGAACACGAAAGCGUGAGCGGUCAGUGGGAGGCGCAGCAACGACAGGAACAGUUUAGACUGUCACGACAACAGCGAGAGGAGUUGGCAAGACGAGAACGAGAGCAUAAUGAGAAGGAGAAGGACGUAGCCCUGGCGCUGGUAGGCCUCAAAGUAUCAGCACUGAGGCAGUGGGGGGAUACGUGGCAUGUGUCGCCAAACCGGUGUCGCUGA
Messenger RNA from Clonostachys rhizophaga, 3018 nucleotides. NCBI's taxonomy places the organism in Eukaryota, Fungi, Ascomycota, Sordariomycetes, Hypocreales, Bionectriaceae. The record is from the annotation of a GenBank genome assembly.